Molecule: messenger RNA, 15725 nt
Organism: Cynoglossus semilaevis (tongue sole)
Lineage: Eukaryota; Metazoa; Chordata; Actinopteri; Pleuronectiformes; Cynoglossidae
Gene: tmem74
Product: transmembrane protein 74
Exons: 2
Coding region: 419-1279 (286 amino acids)
Source: RefSeq, a predicted model, not a curated record
UUUCUACUUUUAUUAUUAUUAUGUACGGUGUACGGUUUUUGGAUGCAUUUCUUAAGCAGACCGAGAUGUGAAGAAAAUACUGGUAAAAUGUGAGUCACUUUUUAUCUUCUUGUGUCCGGUGACAUGGAUCUCACAGAUAGCAGGCGCUCCUUUCAGCACAGCAGCUGAGGCAGUGUGAGUAGGAGGGACUUAAGGAGAGCUCCUCCACAGCACCGUGCUGUUGCAGAACACGAGCUGUUCUCCAGGCAUUUUUUUAACUGAUCAGGCGUUUCUCCGGAGAAACCUGUCCCCUCCAUGUGCUCUCAGAGGCUCCACGGAGGGUAAAGCACCGGGGGAUGCUGGGAUAACGCGGGAUGCUGUGGAGUGAAAACACCGUGGGUGGAAGGCUCAGAGUGAACCAGCGGGUGGUGACAACCGAAUGGCUUCCCACGAGCUGCUCUCCGCAGACGACGCAGACAAAGAGUCGAAUCCCCCUCCUGAAGUCCAUGACCGAGUUCCCAUCAGGGCUCAUGUCAGAAAGUCAGGCGGAUCAACAGGAGGAGCGCUCCCUGGAGAGUCUGUUGGUGCGGCGGGCCACAGCUGCAGUCGUGGUCGUUAUCUUUCAGCACCAAGGACAGCGUCGCGGAAAGGCGGAGGCGUGGAGCUUAAACCCAGUCACAGCCGUGAAGAGAAAGACGCCGGAAAGUCACGAUCCUGUGAGGAAUUAGAGACAUUUUUCACCAGCGGUGAUGAAAACGUCACCCUGCGUCUGUCCAGCCCGGAGACGAGUUGCAGAAGUCCUUCGAGGCCCGUGCGCAACGGCGAGCCUUGCUCUGAAACCUUCCCUGACUUUUCCUUCAUGUCUGAGGAUGAUCUCUCCAUCACGGAGAGCUCGGGAAGCUCUAUAGACUACGGCUUCAUCAGUGCCGUCACAUUCCUGGUCACUGGAAUCUCCUUAGUGAUCAUUUCCUACGCGGUGCCUCGGGAUGUGGUGGUGGACCGUGACAGCGUGUCCGCCAGGGAGAUGGAGAGACUGGAGAUGGAGAGUGCUCGGAUAGGUGCCCACCUGGACCGAUGUGUCAUAGCAGGACUGUGCCUACUCACGCUGGGUGGCGUGGUGCUCUCCAUGCUGCUGAUGGUCUCCAUGUGGAAGGGGGAAAUGUACAGGAGGAAGGUGAUCGCGUACUCCAAGCGCUCUGCCAAACAGUACGGCUCUAUCAGUCUAAAAACCAGGACCAGUCCCAGCCACUCUUCCGUGCACUUGUCCCUGGAGGAGGAAGUGGAAGAGACUUUGGCAUAAAAUGCUGCAAAAAUGUUCGAACUGUUUAUGUCCUACUAACGACCACAAAGUCAGUCUAAAACACCAGACAUUUAUAAUGCAAGGGCAACUACUGCAUUGCCUGUUCUGGAAUUAUCUGGAGGUACAGUAUGCAGGAAGUUUGUGAAAAAAAAGUUCCAAUUUAUUACAGAGCAAUUAAACAGUUUAUAUUUCAGAUCACAACAGUAUGAUAACUAAAGGGUAUCUGUCUAUAAUAGUCAUGUCUGUCAUCUGAUACAUUUCAGGGAUUUGAGAGCCACAUCAUAAAGAGAAAUUGGGCAAAUAAUGGAAAUACUGAAGAACAACUGCAGAUACUGAGUGACCUAUUUUUGUCCUUUCAAAAACUCCUGCAUAAUCUACCUUCACCUUGGCGCUGCACGAUGCUUCACAAAGUAACUGUCUAAAUCUUUGUGUCACGAAACCAGCUUUAUCUGUUUUUAUACUCAAGAUGGAAUGUCUCAGAACCUGCACUUGCUUUUAAACCAAUUCAUUUUUUAUGCAAAUGUUUCCAAAUGCAAAAAGAAUACCAUACAGAGACACUAUUCUCAAUACUGUGGAGGUCAGUCCUCUCCCCAGGCAGGAGGCUGGUUAUAUGGAGGGGUUUGCAGCAGUCGCUGUCCUCCUCCAAUGUAGCAAAAUCAGCUCAGUGGCCCACGUGGUAAUAUCCAGUGACAGUUCCACUCUGGUGCAGUGCUGAGGUAAGCUAGUAAGCCUGGCGUCAUGUAUCUGAGGGCAAAGCACUACGGCAGGUUGAUUGUAUGAGCAGGCUGACAACCUUGUGGAGACACCUUGCUGGUUUGCCCUGUGUGACCUCCUCGUCUCUUUGCUCCUCUGUCCUUACUCACUCUGAUGUAGGAGAUCAUUUCCUGUUUGGCAGAUGAUACAUGGACAGCAGCAGGGACUUCAGAUGUGUUGUUUCAACAACAUGUUAGACGCAUGCCCUUGCACAGAAACAUAUAAAUAUAGGACAACUGAGGGUUUGACUGUAUUAGACUGCAUUCCACCUAAAAAGACAAAAUGCUGACACAGUUGUACAUGUCUUCACUCAAUCACAACCCAGAAUCAGAUUCUGUGAUUUCAGAAUAAUGCCGUACUGUACAAACUGGAAAUUGAAUCAAAAUCUGCUACAGCCAUGCCAUAUUUCAGAUUGAGCAAAAGUUGAAUUGUUCUGCUAUAAUUUUAACCCACUUUAAAUAAUUUGAGUGGUUCAGAUUUAAUUAAAGUUCUUCUUAUGUACCAAAUUAUCGAGGGCAACAGUUUUGCACCAAGUUAAAAAAAACAAAAAAACAAAAAAAAAAAAAACACAGGGGAACAGUUUGUCCUCAACUAUUUUUACAGGAUUAAAUUUGCUGUCCUUUGAAAAGGUCUUGUAGCCUCGUCUUUUGUCAUCCAUCUUUACAUGUACAGUAAAAUCACUGUCUGUGUGCAGAGACACACCAAGCCUUUGAAAAAUGCUUUGACAAAACUGGUGCCUACACUGAAAGACACUUGAGGACGUCAAUGACACGAAGCUAAAAGAAUCUUGGACAAACACAGUCAAGUGCCUGUGAUAUUUACUGUUAUUUUCCCUUGGAGAAUUCUACCUUUUAUUUCGUAUGUAGGCCCAGACCUUGGUGACACAUUCUAAUGUCACAGUGAUGUAAAUACAUGGAUUUAGUUUGUUAAGACAAUGAGCAGCAUAAGCAAAUAAAGCCAUGAUCAAAAUGUCUCCUGUUUUUUUUUUCUAUUUCUUAUGUAUGCAAAAUGCAAACAUUUGUCAUCUCCACAAGUAAUCCUUGUUGAAACAGCGACACUGUAAUUCUUAUUGAUCACAGGCGAACCAUCAAAUUGAGUUCAUACAGUAUUUGUAUGUUAAUGUUGCAUUUCAACAAAACAUUCACCGAUCGUUUCAGUUCAGUGACCGUGUUACCUUGGUUUCGUGCCCUUUCGUGUUGCAGGCUCUGUGACUCCAAGGCUUUCAUUCAGAAUGACAUGAGUCAGCCUGGGCUAAUGAGAUGCAUAGAGCGAUCACUCUUUGGUAAACAGCUCCAGGCCACACUCUGGCUUUGCUCUCAUUCAGCUGCACUCCUACUGUGGAAACUGUCACGAUAUUGUAAGCAGUGGCAGUUUUGGAGCAGACAGAUUGAACAAUGUAUUUUGAUUGAAAUGUAACUAUAAUUUGAAUUUUUAAUCUUUUUUUUAGCUGUGAAUGCUAAUGGAAGGCUGUGAUGCUGCAGCGUUUUAUUUUCUGACCUCAGGUGACAGGCAUGCAUACACUAUGCUAUAAAACCUACAUUAGUCUGUGUAAUGGCAAUAAAAUACCAAAUGAAGACAUUUCCAGGGAAGGCAAUAAAAUCCUAAUGAUACAAAUGCAGCAACGUUGCCCUGUUCUUUUAGCAGAAGCUGUAAAUCCACAACCAGGAUUACAGAUGUGAAAUGAGGGGUUCAUUUAGAAGUUUUCCUGGUGCUGGCUGUGGAAACACAAAAAUACCCAAGCUGUGGACUCUGAUUUAGUCAUCUGUCAUUUUUUACAAACCAAAUUAUCCAUAAUAACUGUAACUCUGUCCAAAGAGAAAAGAAGCAACCGACAGCUACGAGCUGCCAGGAAUGACGAAUGAUAAUUCAGUACUGCAGCAAUGCAAGUGUUUCACAUGACACACAUGCGGUACGCUCCAGCAUCUCACUGAAGUGACAUCACAUGUGAGAGCAUCACAGCAGAGGCUGAUUGCAGACACCACAGUGAUCUAUAAACACAGACUUGCCUUCUGUGUGCAACACACUCGACUAAAUGGUUUCCAGUUUCCUAUUCUUUUUCAACCCCCGCCUCACCUCGCCCUCUGUCUGUCCUCCUCUGUGGUUGGCACUGAGUUUCACAGCCAGCACCAGGCUUUCCUCUCCUGCAGCCAACUAACUGUGUUUGCAGGAUUUAAUCGGGGAUUUGCUUGAAGCGACAGCAUUUAACGUGCCAAGCGCAAGUGUUUUUCCAGAGGUUUCAUGUAUAAGCUCUUUAUCCGUACACAGUGCGAAGUUUAAUCAGACCAUAUUGAUAUGGUUGGCUCCUGUGUGACUUCAGGUAAGCCCUGAGAGCUGCUGCCAUCAGCUAAUUCUCAAAGAUGGUAUUGUACUCCCUUAUAUUUAUGCUAAUCCUCAUACAUUUGUGCUUUAAUACCAGGGAAUUUUGGGAAUGUCGACGUACUGUUGAGUUGUUCUAGCCGACUGAAACAGACCUGUGAUGGUGCAUCAGAUCUAACUGUCUGAAAGGUGUGUGUGGCAGUCUCCAUGUGACAUAAAUAAAUUAAAAUUUGAUGCCAUGUUCCAGCUAGUACAUUUUAAGAAAAAAAACAACAUCUUUGAAAACUUUUAUGAUACACGUUCUCAGAAUUACACAGAGAACCUUUUAAGUUGCUGUUGGGAGAUGUGCGUUUUAGAAGUGGCCUGAAUGGACUUUGCUUACAUUUACUUUGCAUACUGAAUGAGUUGCAACUACAUUAACAUUGUCUUUUAAGCAUUUUGUUCACACCCAGCGUCCUUGCAACGGGUUUGCAUCUUGUCCCAGAAUCAGAGUAUAAGGAAAAGUUGGCACAAGCCAACAGGAGCACACCACACAGGCAUAUUAUCAGCCACCAGGUCACCUAAACCCAAAGGAAAACACAAGGGUUAAUGUGUCACUGCCCAAGCCUUUUUCUUCAGCGAUGGCUAAUGAAGCCAAACUCUGACUUCAGUGUCAUUAUUGUGUCCUGUCACAUCCUUGACAGGUGCAUCAGUCUUUGUUCUAAUCCUCUAGUUCAACCCUAAUGAUAUGCAAACAAUUGCUACCAAAAUAAAUAAAAAUUCUUUUAAGGCCAGAAACAGUGAGGUCUGAGAAAAAAAUUCAGAAAGAUCAGAUUCACCUGACAAACAUAGCACCAAUUCACCCAUCCAUCAACACAUUCUUUCUAACAUACUGUUCUUUUAUAUGCAGGACCAGGCUGUGAGGUCCUGCUGCGUUUCUCCUGCCAGCAAACAUAAGGUGAUGACAUGUGGUCACUGCACCUGGUCAGAUGAUACUGCAGCUCCUCGUACAGAACCACAAUCUGUCAGAAUAGAACAUGUAACUUUUACAUGGUUGGGAUUGUAUUCCAUUUGGACACCAGCGUUGUCUCCUGUUCCCUGGCUGCUAAGGCAGAACCUAAUGUUCUGAACCCCGUUCUUUCUAAUUUACUGCAUAAACAGAACCAUGUUUUCUUGCACUCCAACUUUAGGCAUAAAAAAAGAAAGACACUCUAUCAUUGUGUGUAUUAGAUAUAUUCAUAUCUGCAGCUCCAUUUUUCAGUGGACACUGAAGCCAAAAAUGUUUCCACUCCGAUUGAUUGCUGUGGAGGAGAACAUGAAAGCCAAACUCCUCGGGGACAUUAUUUCAUUCCUGGUUCCGCCCAUCACUCUAGUCAGACGGGAUAUUUAUAGUCAUUGUGGAUUUUGGGAAGCUCAUUGUAUUGUAAAUGUAGUCCACACAGCAGUCUAACAUGGACCACUGUUUCUUUUACUGCUGCUACAAUAUCCUUAUUCUGCUACAACCACCAUCUUCCAUUUUAGUUUUAUGGCAUUAAAGUGAGUAUGUCUGUGCUAGUGUCUGAGUUAAGAUCGGACUGUCAAAGGGCCUCAAAACAAAAUGACAUUGAAAUAUUUCAAUAUGCCCUUGACAUUUACGAAGUAAGAGAAUUAAACAUGAAUCAAUAAAAAAAAAAGUUAAAUACAGUUGCAAAACCUAACUGUAAUGUCGGUAUAAGUAAAUUAGAUAAUAAAUCAAAUAAUCAAUAAUGAAUAAAAAAUAAAUAAAUAAGUGGAUGGGAACAACUAGGUAAGGAUAUAGUUCUACCAUAGCCGAGAAGAGAGCUUAAAGCUAGGUGAGAACAAGGUUCAAAUCUAGCUUGAUAAUAGCUAUCCAUUAGAACUAAAGCAACAAAACACUUCCCUUCAAAACCCAAAGACAUAAAAAAGUAAAUUUACUAAAAACUUCAAUCUUUCAGACAGGGAAGUGGUGGACUGGAAGCAGAUUUGUGUCUGGUGCUGAUGGUUAUGGGUUUAAGGCAGAGGUCACAUUUGGUUGUGUGUAGUGGUGUGCUGUAUCAGAAUGACAAUUACUUUUGCUUUCACUUUACAGUUAACCCUGAAAGUACCAGAAACUGAAAUACAAUAACGGCAACAUAAAGGCAAUCAAUAAUGAUAUCAAGUUAGGCUAAAAAGAGCAUAUUAAGUAGUAAGUAAGUAAGCAGGUGGUCAUAGAACUGCCCUGGAACUGAUUAUUAUUAGAUACUCCCUCCUCAUCAGUACUGGCUUGGCCUUGUUCUUUUUCUCAUCUCACCGUUUUGCUCUCCGUGGCUCAGCACUUUCCUCUGCUGCUGGUAAAGAAGAACUAACCCCUGUUCCUACAACAAGAGACCACAACUAGCUCUGGUGUCAAAGGAAUUGAUGUCUCUGGUCAGCUGUCCUCUGAAUGCUGGCACUUACUCUUCAGGAGUGCUCAGUCACUCAUCCGUCGGUCAACCUCACUGAUGCUGCCUCAUCCCACAGCUCGGCAACUGGACCCAUCAUAACAUGACACAGUCUCUGCACAGCCACUUCCUGUGUGUGCUGUAGUUGGCACAGUAAAAAUCACUGUAUUAGACACAACAGCACCGUGGCAGCCCUGGUGGAUGAGAGAGGAAAUUUGAGGUGAUCUUACAGUAAAACCACUCAAACACUCCACACAGGCCUCCCAGGUUACAUCUCUGUCUCCCACAGUCGCUGCUAUUAUCCACUACAGUGAAUUUUAAAUGUGCUCUUUUUGCACAGGCAGUGGUGUGGUUACCCCACAACAACAAUACUAAGCUUGGAAUUCCUGUCAGCUAAAUGGCUCCUUAGCUCAGCUGAUAUGGUUAAUGUUGACUUAUUAUAGUAACAAAUCACAAGGUCAUUACACCCAUUGAUCACCACACUGUUUAAACCCUGCUAUAAAUCACCUGGUGCUGGGCUCCAUUGAUUCAAUUUGUCUCAAAUUGCUAAUGCAGUUAUGUACGGCCGCUCGGUGUAUGUGCGUUUAUCCCUCUACCUAUAAUCAUGGUAAAUAAUGACUGCCUGCUAUUUCACAUCAGCAAACAUUGUGAUUCCGUACAGGGGAUGGUAAAGUGACUGCAGAGCAAGAAAACAGAAAACACAAUGCACUGAAGGCUGAGGAGUUAAAUAACAUUGAAAUUAAAAAAUAUUUAAACUCAAACCUUUCAUAUUGAGAGCUUUAAAUGCCCUCUUUAGUUAGACUUCAACUAAACAUACAACAAUUCAUAUUAGAUUAUAGGUCAGCCAAGCAGCAGCCAGAAAUAUAGCAACAUAAUAAAAGUGAGUGGAAAUGCAGUUACCCUAUAUGUAGUAUACAUGUACUACACUAUCAGCAGAACAAGAUGGCAGCAUCCAUAUGCAGUAAAAUCAUUUGGACCAUGUUAAUGAUGGUGGUCCUGCUGUAUAUAAGUACUAUAGUAAUACUACAGGAAUUUUAAAAAGUUAAUAGAAAAAUAACACAGCUGACAAUUUGUCAUUUAACCUGACACCCAUUGGACAUAUCAGAGCUAGGCUAAAUUUGGUCCAUUUCAAAGGGGCUUGAGAGCUGCACAUGGGUCAGGGAGCCACAGGUUGUAGACCCCUUACUCAUGGCACCAUGUUUAUAAAUAUUCAGAAGUUAUUUUCAGUAAUAUCCAUCACUGCAGUUAUUCUUGAUGGACAUCUGUCAUUCAUGAAGCUCAUUUUCAGACCAAAACAUUGACUUUGAUUCUCCACCCAGAGCAGUUUCACUUGACACCAUUUCUGCCACAAAGACAUGAACUUGGAAGUCCACGAUCAGUCUGCUUGUGCAUGUCAACACAUGUCUUUUUGUAGCUUCCACUUUGAGAAAUCAGCUUUGUUUAGACUCUGAACCAGGCUGCAGAUAAAGGAUAAUCUCUGGCCAAAAAAAAAAGGCCCAGACAAAAAGCAAAUGCUGCAGAGCUGAUUGUCUGUGCUGCAUUUCAUUUGCCUCCAGUGUUGGGUUACAAGCGAGCAUCGUUCUGCUGAGAGAUGAUACAGGCUGGUGGAGAGAGCCAGCAGGCUGUGGAGAGAGGGAAGAUGCUUGACCUGGGGACUGCACACAAGGGGAAAUACAUGAGCUUACACACAUGUACACGGUAUAUGGGAACAGAGACAAACUGUGUGCACAUGUGUCUGCAUGCAUGUGGUGUGUUAUGCCAUGGUUCCAGCUGGGCUCUACAAAGACCAGUUUGCUGAUCACUGCAAGUAAAGUGGGCCAUGUAGCCCGUGUAGAAGUUUUGCAAAAAAUGGUGUGAUUACAAAACUUUACUUCAGUAAGAGCUCAUACAAGUUUCAGUAAAUACAGAGGCAUCAAAACUUGAAUGUAAAAACAUUUAGUAUCGUCACCAUUGCACGUUAUCCUCAUGUGCAUUCUGACGUCUCUUUUCAAGUUUCAGAAGGUUUGGGAUAUUUGCCUACAACUGGAUUACAACCCCACCUUCAAGGGGAGAUGUUUGGCUCUUUGAGCCUCAUCAUUGUGCUCGGAGUACAUGGCAAGAUUAAUGCAACAUAAAUGGCCUUCUAACAAGAAGACAACUGUAAUGUGCAGAGUUGCAGGCAUGACUCAAAUUAAACUUUCACACCACAGGAAUUAGGUGGAGAAAUGUAUUAAGUAAGUAGUUUGCUAUACAGAUCCGGUCCAGGCACGAAGACAGAGACGGGGGAACACAAGGAAACUCACAACAGAAAGCUCUGAGAAACAGUUCAACGUGAAGGGAGGGAAGGAGGGAGGUGUAUACACCCAGGUCACCAGGUGAGUUUAAUCAAAAGACAAGGACAGGACACAGGUGAAUGUGGUGACACUAAUUACCUAAUUAAGCUCAUCACACAUCUGGUCUGGAUUUUCCUGUGCUGACCUAGCCUGGAAUGACGACUAUAUGCAGAGGCCUUUACAGGUAAAUUAAUCGUCUGAACAGAUAACUUCUAGCAGCUGUGUUGUACAAGUCAGAGAUUUAAAGGCGACAACAAUAAAUUCACAUCAAUCAAAUAUAAAUAGAGACGCAGCAAAAUAUCACACUACACACAGUUUUUGUGUGUACAAAACAUUUUACAAUAACUGGACACGUUACAACCUACGCAUUUGUUUUGCUGUGAAAUACACCGCUAUUACAUCCCCAAGCUGAAGAUGGCAGCAUUAGACCUCAAAUCCCAAGCUCCAGCCUGAACCAACAGCGCUGCACUCAGUGCCCUGUCAGCAUGGAGAGCAAGAUGCUGUGAGAAUAGGCAGUGUGAAAUCCCGGUAUUACAGUACUGAUCUUUGUAAAUCACUGUGGAAAUAUAUAAAUGUACAGGGUUUAAGAAACAAUAACCAGAGUCUGAAUGUGGCCUCUGUACUCACUGCUACAUGGAGUACUACUGGACUGCCACCAGUAUAUUUAUAAAUGCAAGAACACAACUUUCCUAUAGUAGUUCAGCACCCUGGCCUCCCCACUGUGGUAUUGUGCAACAUCUGGCAACAACGCUGUAUUGAUUUUGGCUGAGGUCAGGAAGAAGUGGCGACUGGACGUAGGGAAGGGGUGGGACGGUGGCGUGAGUGUGAGUCAGGGCACAGGUCUCUGUGAAGGAACUCCUGUUUGUCCCUGUGAGUGUUUACCGUCAAGUGCUGCUUUAACAUUCAAGGAGAGCGAGUGUUUGUCCCCGAGGAGAUGAGACAGCCAGAAACUGAAUAAUUCAUUCAGACCUGUGCUUUCUUCUCACAACAGCAGGAGUCCACGACCAGCUUAAAAAGAACCAAAAACACUUGGUUUUGUUUUCUUCUUAACAUUAUAAUUUGUUCUGUUCUGUCUUUUUGCUGCUACUUUCCUAUCACUAUCUCUUUCAUUUAUCAAUUUCACAGAAUCUAUCUUUCUGCCUUGGGAGCCAAAGUGUUAUGCAACUGAUAUAGUGAUGAUAAUGCCCUGAUCUGAUGUCUUAACACAAUAAUACCUCCACCCUGCUCACCUCCCUCCCCCUGCUCCUCUCUCCAUGUCUUGCCAUGAGGGGGGCUCUUUGCGGGAAACUCUAGCAUACAAUCGUAUCUACUCCCAUCUCAAGUUUCCCAGUGGCACCGUGCACCGAUGCAAAGCAGUGCAUUCUCAUCAUCCUAACCUUCAAAUCUGCUUUUCUCCCUCUUCAUCUCAGUAACUCUUCACUCCUCUUUGGCUCUCUCAUGUUUCUCCCCUCUGCUGUCCUCAUCCGCCUCUUGCUCCACCUUGCAAUGAUGCAGAGGAAAAUCAAAAAGUGACAGAGAGUAACCGAAAUCAUCGUGUAAUUGUGUGACCGAAUAGAUGUCCCAGCAGGCAAUGAGUCUGUUCGAACUGUCAGGGCUGUAAUUGCCAGUGUCUCUGUUCUGCUAAUGAUUUUGGAAUUUCGCUUUGAUAAGGUUUUUACUCCACGGCUGAUUGAUACAAUGUCUCCUCCUUUUUAUUGACAAUUUCAAAACAUGUGCUCGUGUUGGAGCAAGGGUUGGUCUUCUGGGAAAAGAAAACGUCCUACUGCCAGAGUUUAAUACAGAGAGUGUGAACAUUCAAGCUAGUUCAAAUAGAACAAGACAAUUCAGUUCAACAAGCUGGAUGAGAUUUUCCCUAUUAGUGGAACAACUGUAUUCUAUAGAAAGGCACUUACAUGCAGAUGUACAUGACAGUAUAACAUUACGUACUUACAGUACCAUUGGGAGUAAUCAUGUGAUUAUAUUGGUGUUAUUGAUCAGCCAUUUCCUUUAGUGUGACCUACAGUCCUGUACCUUCUAAACAUCAUUUCACAUGUAGCUGGAGAAAAGAGUAGCUUUGUCAUCUGGCUGAACUGCAUGUGUUGACCAGAGCAGUGAUUCCCACCAUAGGGGCAGGGCUGAAACUUCUAUUCCAUUUUACACCCUCAGGACUUCAUAAGUUAUUGAAGACACUAAUAAGGCUGUAGUUUCAGUUGCAUUUUAUUUCAAUUUAAUUUACAGUCCAUUUAUUUAAAAAUAUUUACACAUUAAUUUAACAUGCAACCUGAUAGUUUUUUAUUCAUCUUCAUCAACAGAUAUUGAAUCAAGCCAGCAAAACCGUAGUUAACCAUAGACAAAGCCUCAAUAUGUUUUGUUAAACCAAAGCAACCUGUAUAUUAAGUGGCUUCAGGGUUGCUGAUGAAUGUUUGGUCAUUCAGACUUGAUCAAAAAAGGGCAAAGUGUUACAGUUUUAACUGAUGUGAUGACUUCAUUUCCAGUUAUCUUCCUCAGAAAAAAUUAAGAUGUUUUUAAUUGUCAUGUUAAUCACCUUUUUUCAGGUUAAACCUCAGGGCAAAAGUUUGCAAAGUAACUUUUAGUCACAGCGGCUGCAGUGGUAUAAAAAAUGGGGGUUUCAUUCCUUUAUUCACCUUCUAUAUUGGAUGAUGUAAUUUAAAAUCCUUAAAGAAAAAAAAAAGCAGUGCAUUGACUGGCCAAUAUGGAUUGAAAGUCUCUAGAUUCAGUGGCUCGACAAUGCCGAUAAAUUACGUCACCCCUUGCGCGCUGUGAUUCAUUUCUUGCUGCGUAAUUGAAGCAGCCACAGAUGAUGUCAUCCAAGCACAGGACUUCCAUUCAAAAGUUGUUUUGUUGCUGCUGUACAUGACCAGGCAGACCGGCCCCAUCACCAUAACUCUAACAAAUGGACUGGAUACGGUGAGCUGAGAGCAUACUUGGCCCCCGCUGAGCAGAUUGGCAGGAGUUUAACAUUCACUGAAGGCUUCCCCCUUGUCGUCCCUUCCACACACAGCCCUCCCUACCCCCUGAGAAGGCACAUCUAAGUUUAAAUUACAGACAGACUUGGAACCUGUUCAGAUGAGUCAUCUCAGGGUGACAGCGACAGAAGUGACUCCCUCUAACCCCAUCGGUUUGCAAGAUUGAUAAUCUAUUUGUUUUUCGACUUAAAUGAAAUGGCCACUGUUUAAUCACUUUUUAAUUCCUCCAAGUUAUUUUAUCUCAAAUCUUAUAUCACACUUUCUGUCUCUCCUCAGCUCUGGCCAAGGUUACAGAGGCAAGAGUAGUAAGUAAAAAAAAAAAAAAGCAAGGUCGAAACAAGUCUGUCCUGUCAGGACGUCCUCUUAUCAAGGUCUGUCUUUGGCUGGGAUAUGAGGACGUUGGGGCUGCUCUGUGUGUGUGUGUGUGUGUGUGUGCGCACGCGUGUGUUGAGGGUGGCGUGGAGGUGGGAGGUGAUGCAGAAUGACGUGAUCCCCUUCAUCCCGGCCAAUAAAACAGAGUGGCCAGUAAGAUCCGGAUUCGUACGUGCCGUCAAAUUCAAUAGGGUAGUGCUUUAAUGUUUUCUUUUAAUCAACCAAAUUGCAUUACACACUGCCUCUUCCAUGAGGCUCCACAGUGAAGAGGAUAGUCGGAGCUGCAGGGAUGACGUUUGGUGAGCUGGAAAAGCCAAGGGGGGCAUUUCCCCGUAUCUAAAAUGAAGUUUUGACUUUGUGAGUAGGGUAAAUUUCUCAUUCAUUAAAUAAUGCAGCAUUUCCUCUACCGUUUGGCUUUGAAUGAGUAGGACCAGGCCUCAGUGUGAAUUCAGGGUCAGACACGAUGUACAGACAGAGUACGUCAUCCUGGUAAUGAAUGCCAGCUCAACAUUGGCGACUUUGAAGGCAGAGCACUCUCCAGGCUGGACGGCGUUCACCAUCACCAGCGAGCCCCUCAACACCUCCACCUCCCUCCCCAUCAUUCUCACUGACCUCCUUCAUUCUCAUCUUUUUCCUCCCCAACCAGCGUGACUCACCCUUUAGACAAGGUACAUCAAGAACACUCUGCUAAACAGUUCAUCUUCAUUUCCCACUUCACUUUACCUUACGCAGCAAUCCUUCAAACCGAGAGAAAUUGUGAAUCUGCGUCAUGUACCGUGGUAAUCACCAGCCACCGGAUCAGCUUGCUUUCCCAGUCCACUAGUUGCUGGGAUUUUAAUUCUGAUUGGGGUUUUACAGUUGGAUGUUUGAUUCCACCUUGGAUCAGACCUCGCUGUUGUGGCCUGAAGGAUUAGGGCCUGCUGCCGCUGUCGGCCGCUCAUCCAUGAACAGAUGAAACUUCAUAGAGAGCAGUAAUCCUCCAAAGAAGGGUGGCUUUGCUACUCAGCUGCCUCAGCCACAACUCUGAAGCCAGCUGACAUUUAGCAUAAUGAUCAGUCAGAGUGGCCGAGCGUUUACACGCAGGAGAGGUUUCCCGGACACAAUUAGACCACAGUCCCUGCAUGAGCUAAAAAUGAAUCACAAUAAACAAUACCCCGUGUAUUCUCACUGUCCAUCUAAUGGUAAACUGUGAGUGGAGUGACUGGAAGAAAAGCCUCUUGUCUCAGCUGUGAUAUUGUGGUGGGUUAUCCACAAAGCUCCAAAUGACGACCACAGUUGCAAUAUUCCACACACUGUAUAGUCUGGGAUACAGGCUGCAUUUUGGUUUUUGCAAUCCAUCCUGUUAUGAGUCAUUUAUGGUAUGCUAUUAAGCAAAGGGGUUACCCAAGUUUUCCACUGUUGGAGCAACAGAGUGAUUGCAAGAAUGUAAUUUCUCACUCCAUAAUAUCACCAUUAAAAAUGGGGCUUUACUUGCAAUGAAGUGUUGAAUCCAUUUUUUUUCCUGUCUGUACAAAAACUGUCUAGAACAAGUGGAAUUAUACACUAACAAGAUCAACAUGCUUUCCCAACAUUGUGUAACCUCAAUCAUUGCUGGUAUUUAAGCAUAGAUAACUAAUGAGCUCUAACAAGAUGAGCAAGGAGGAUUAGAAUUUGAGUCCAUUUUUGGAUCAAAACAAAGUUGAAUGUUUUUAAAACUAUUUGAAAGAAGAAUUUACCAUUUGUGUUUGGUUCAACGAUGGUAAUUCUCUUUAUAUUGACACAACACAGUGUUACUUGUACAUUUUGAAUGUACGUUUAUCUCAAAGUUCACCACUUUCUGUAGCUUUCCCAGAAUUAAAUUAAAAUACAAUUCACUCCAGGGUUCUCUAUGGAUCCCUGUGUCGCAGGGUGGGAGAUGUUUAAAUAUUAUGCUGCUACUUUAAACUGAUCACAUUUAACAAAAAAAAAAAUGCAUGCACUAAAAGUAUAAAUAUAUCAGCACCUCUGGUAACACUGAGGUGCAUUGAACAGUCAAGGCCGAAGUAAACUGAGGAUACUCGAAUAGCUACACAGAAUUUGAAUACAGUCUGACUAAAACACAGCACAAAAACACAGGUUAAAGGGAUGAACCACACGAGCUACAACGCUAAAGCUGCAGCACAAAGUCAACAGGCAAGAAAAGUGGUCUGAAUAAAACAAAAGCAACACAUGGAAAGAAAACAACAGCAAAAGCAACUGGCUCUGAACACAACACAGGCAGACAACAAACUGGCAAACAAAAGGGACCGUGUGCUCAGGUAUUUAUACUGAGAAGUGGGCGGGGCUAAUAAGACAGGUGGAGAGGAUCAGGUAAUCAGUGGAGUAGCAAUCACAGGAGGCAGGAACAGGUGGAUGCAGGGGUGUGGACACAAGGACUGAAAGUAGAAACUUCAGAGGUAAAGACAAAAUCCUAAACAGUAAAUGAAGAGAUUAUGAAAAAGAAAAAUACAGUAACUUUUCAAUAUAAGGCCCUUUGCUUGCACCAAUAUAACAAGUUCUUCCCGGUAAAUACUAAUCUUGAUCCUGAUUUUUCAGUUGACUGUGCUAGCGUUCACAUGGAGAGUGCAAUGUUUUGUGACCAUGUUUUCAAAGUUUUUUAAAUAGUUAUAUUGUGUGUACUGCACAUAUAUUUCAACAAACACAAUUUGCGUCACUAGCUGUUGCUAUCGUUAAACCGAAAAAAACAUAUUUUAUGAGCAAAACAUUUUGUUACCUGCUGUAUAAAGAGAGGAUUAAACCAGUGAACUAGUGAUCUUUCUGUAGGGCAAGGGUUUUUUUUUUUUAAUUGUAGCCUUAGAAUCAAUAAAUCUAAAAUUUAGAGACUGCCAAAAAAAAAAAAAGACAGCAAAUAGAUUUAACAAACCUUAAUAAAAAAAAAAGCAUAAACAAAAAGAAAAAUGCAACAGUUUUGUGUCUUUGAAUUAAAAUCCAAAACAACAUAAACAUGCUGCAUGCUUCUUGAUGAACCAGCCCUCCUUCCAGGUCCAGGUCCUUCUGGAUGUAUGACUUCAGUUGCAAAGUCACUUUGACUCCUUGAUUCAGGAAUCAGGUAACGGGAUCAGGCUUCAUUAGGUGACUUCAGCUGAGCUGGCAGUCGGCCAGGUGAGCUGGACGCACAAAUGGACAUUGAUUUUUUAAUAAGGACCACAGAGCUGUCAGCCAACCAGGCCAUGGUGAUAUCUUGUCUUGUGGGAACAGUCCUCUUGUAUGGAUGGCCUGACAGACCAUAGACCCCUUCAUCGCUAUCCACCUCACCAAAAACUCUCUCUCUUUCUCUCUCUCUGUGUAUCACACACACACACACACACCA